Molecule: messenger RNA, 189 nt
Organism: Protopolystoma xenopodis
Lineage: Eukaryota; Metazoa; Platyhelminthes; Monogenea; Polystomatidea; Polystomatidae
Source: the annotation of a GenBank genome assembly
GGCCCUGGCAACACGUCCGAACCUGCUCAAUCGGUCAGUUUUGUUCGUGGCAAAGAGGCUGCAAACCGAGGAUUGCUUCGGGUCCAACGAGAGAUUGCCAUACAGAAGAAGCUUCGCCACCCAAACAUUGUGCAAUUAAUUGAGGUGCUGGAUGACCCUGGCCAUGAAAAUCUUUACUUAGGCAAGUGA